This is a messenger RNA of Adineta steineri, 2742 nucleotides long. The record is from the annotation of a GenBank genome assembly. NCBI's taxonomy places the organism in Eukaryota, Metazoa, Rotifera, Eurotatoria, Adinetida, Adinetidae.
AUGAAAUAUUUCUUAUUUCUUAUUAUUAUUCGGAUUAUUUAUUGUUUUACACCUACUAAAUCUCCAUUUGAUGCAUAUGGUCUUAAACUUGCUGGUAAUGAUGUUCUAUUAGUCGAAUCUUUGGCUUCUGAUUCUUCUUUUUUCGUUCGUCUUGCUCCAUAUAAUUAUUCUCUCUCUUGUACAAUACCUUAUAAUAAUUCCAAUCAAUAUAUAUAUUCUGUGGCUGUUCAUUCCAAAGCAACAUAUAAUGAUACAAUUCGCUUUGUAUUUAUUGGUAUUAAUACAGAUACAGAUAUACCAUUUAUAGGUUCAUUAACAUACAAUGGUAUAACAGGCCCAACAUUUAUCGAUGCUGUUAAUUCAUCAUUAAAAGCGAAAUUUCCUUGUAAUGGUUGGAAUAAAAAUAAUUAUCAUAUACAUCAAUUUGAACAAUUUGUAAAUGAUGAUUUUGAAGACACGAAUAAUAAUGAUUUUUUCAUUGCUAUUAUUUCAUCAACAGGAGAAUUUGCAUAUGGGUUUACUAAUACUUUUUUAAUUAUUUAUGAUCUUAAUGGAGAUAAUAGUUCAAGUCAGUAUGGUAAUGUAACAUGGCCGGAUCCAUCUUUUCUUCCACGUGCUGUUGAUGUCAAUGAAGAUUUAUUAUUUGUAAUAAUUGGAUAUAUAGGUGAUCCAAAUAUAAAAUAUAGUCCAUGUGCUUAUCUAAUAAAUCUUGUAAAUUCCACAAUAUUUAAUAUAUUAGAUGAAUGGAUGUAUAGUCCAUCGAGUACAUCAUGGCAAUCUAGUCUUACUAAUUCUGAUGCUUAUAUUUAUUCAUCAAAAUAUGAUAUGUCAAUAAGUUUUAAUAAUGACGGAAAUGAAAUUUUAAUUGGUAUUCAAAUAAUCAAUAGUAUUCUAAUAUUUAAUAUUGAUAAAAUAAAUCAAAAAUUUAAUACAACAAUGUCUCAAACAUUAUCAAAUGGAAAAUCAAUUGGAAUGGGUAAAUCAGUUGCUUGGGUUGAUACAAAUAUUAUCAUUGUACUUGUUAAUACAUAUUCACUUAAUUAUAUUUGGUCAUCAUCACAAAUAUUUGCAUAUAAUAUAAGUCUUUUUAAUAAUUUUUCUGUUAUAUCAAUUUUUCCAAAUAUUCAACAAACAUUAACAUCAAUAUUUAGUCCAAAUCUUCUCUCAUUAGUGAUAACUGAAAAUGGUAAAGAGAUAAUAUUAGAUUCCUAUGGUAAUUAUUAUAUUUUAUUACCUUCACCUGCUGGUUCAUAUUCAGAUAGUAGUUCAGGUACUUAUUCAACAUCAUCAUUAUGUAUUCCUGGUACUUUUACUUCCGACGAAGAUAUAUAUCCAUGUCAACUUUGUCCAAGUGGAACUACAACAAAUGGUUUAGCUGGACAAUCUUCUUGUGUUGAAUGUUCAAAUGAUAGUUUUUGUUCAUUAGGUGCAGCUUUUGGUGAUAUAAAUAUAUCUUCAUCAAUUUUAAAAAGUAUUAAUCAAAUCAUUGCAUAUCCAGUCUCACCUCAAUCAGUUCGUUUUGAUAAUAUAUUAAUACAAAAUAUGCUUGUAAUUUAUAAUCCUUCAUCACCACGUUGUUUAGUUUUAUCACCACUAUUUUGGGCAAUUAUUGUUAUUGCAUUUGGUUUAUUAAUUCGAAUAAUUCGAUUUAUUCUUAAACAUUAUGUUAAAAAUCCAUUUGGUGACAAAACUCAACAAAAAAUGAAACGAUUUUUUAAAAAAUCAGAUUUAAUUGGUGAAGGAGAAUUGAUUAUAGGUGGAAUAUUUAGUUUUGCUAUUCUUGUUAUUGUUAUAUUUGCUUAUACAUUUAGUAAUUCAUAUUUUCAUCGUUAUCCUAUUGAACAAAUAAAUGGAAAUGCUGAUUUUGCUUGUGAUCAAACAUUAACAAAUGCACAAUUUAGUUCUGGUUUAAUGCCAAUUGGUAUUCCACCUGAUGAAACUGAAGAGCCAAUAUUUAAUUUACUUGAUAAUCAAUUAUUUACAUUAAAUAUUGAUUUUAUCAAUACAGUAUUUAAUUGUACAGAUAUAUCAGUAACACAAAUAAAAGAUACAAGUUUACCUAUGAAUAUAAAUUCAUGUAAUGAUUCACUUAGUACAACAUCAUUAUCAUUAAUUCUUCCAUCACAUGAUAUAAAUAUACAAAUACAAUUAUCGGGUAUUCAUACGAUUGGUGCUCUUAGAAUUGGUCUUCAAGGAUCUAGUCAAGAUAUGAUAAAUGAAACAUUAAAUGCUAUUUAUACACUUUCCAAUCUUAUAUUUGCUGAUAGUUUAUUUAUGAAUGAGCAAAUGUUAACACAACAAGUAUCAUGUGCAUUACAAUUGACUAAAGUUAUCAAUCGAACGUAUCCAUUAGAAGAAAAUGCAGCAACGGAAUUUAAUGCUGUUUGGUUACCUAUUAUUUCUGGAAGUACUUAUCAAAUGUUUGUUGAUGAAAGUGAAUAUAAAUAUAGUACAAGUACAACUACCACACUUUCAAUUGUAAUUAGUGAAACAUCUUAUUAUACAUUAAAUAUACAAAAACCAAUAACUGAUUAUAGUGAACUAGUUUUUACUAAUCUUCUUUUUACAAUUGUAUGUUUCGAAAUAUUUGGUCUUGGUUUUCUUAUUUUUAAACUUAUUAUUAUUCCAUUUAUUAAAUGGAUUUUUAAUCAUUGUUCUUGUCGUCGUCAUCGUCAAUCAUCGAUUGAUAAAUCAUACGAUAAGCAACUUAAUUUACCAAAUAUAUUUGAAACUCGAAUGUAA